CCCCCCCCCUUGUCCUGGCUAGCUGGUUCUUGUCUGCUCACAAUAUAAUCUUGCUCCACUGAAGAGGCAAAAGAGGCAGCAGAGAGGAUUUGCUUCCCACAACUACACCACCUUUUUUUAAAAAAACAGGGAGCAGUCAAAGGCUGGGGUUGGUUGGUUGAUUUACCCGGAGAAAAAGGGAGGAGAGACGAGGGGGGGUUGAUUUACUAGGAGGAGAGCCCUGCUGUCUUUCCUUUUUUGAGCCUAGCCAGAAAGCACCGAGAAAGUUCAAAUCUCCCCCUCCUCCUCCUCUUCUUCUUCUUCAGAGUUGGAAAUUAUUGCAUUUUUAGGAAGCUUCGAUCUUUCACAGGAGCUGCGCUGCACUCUGCAAAACUCUCCUUAUUAUAAUUGGGUUUUUUCCGCCUCCCCCCAAUAAUUAUUACGCCUGCAUAUUGUUUUGAAAGCAGCAGCAGCUUUUAAGAGUUCCUCCUCGCUCUUUUCCUAGCCUUCUUUCUGCUCCGAUCUCUGAUUUACUUGGGGAUUUUUUUCGGGGAGAGGGGGUGAAGCUUUCAAUAGUUCCACCCCCACACUUUUAAUUAUUGACCAAGGGGGGAGAAAAAAGUCACUCUGAAUGGACUAGAGGGUUCCCCCCCCCGGACUUUUUUGAACCUGGUGCCUGGUUCGGAAAUAAUUUAUUUUUCCUCCGUUCCUGAGAAGGAGAUAAAAGUUUUGCUGAAGUUCAGGUUGCAAGGAAUUGUCUUCUUGUCCAACACCCCGCAAAAAUACCCUUUCACGUUUCGCUUAAACGUUUGGGAUGAACUGGAAAUAAACCUUUGGAGGAAAUUUGCUUACAGAAAGGCUAGGAAUCGGAGCCCACACUUUACUGGAUAAUGAGGUGUUUUAAUUUUUGAGUGCCCUCCCCCUUAAAAAAAAGAAGAGACAAGAAUAUUAUCCGAGGAAGUUUUGAUGGAACGCCUCUCCGACCAGUCCAUUUAAUGUUCUAGGAUUUCAUUGGAAAAGGCCAAGAUGCUGAAGCUCCUGGUGACCACCCUCGUCCCGGCCUUGAUCCUGGCGGCGCCUCCUCCCAUUAGCAAGCUGGCCCUCUUUCCGGACAAGAGCGCCUGGUGCGAGGCGAAGAACAUCACCCAGAUCGUUGGGCACAGCGGGUGCGAGUCCAAAUCCAUCCAGAACAGAGCCUGCUUGGGGCAGUGUUUCAGCUACAGCGUUCCCAACACCUUCCCACAGUCCACUGAAUCCCUGGUGCACUGCGACUCCUGCAUGCCAGCCCUCUCCAUGUGGGAAGUGGUGACAUUGGACUGCCCCAGCAACGAAGAUAUCCCCAGGGUGGACAAACUGGUGGAGAAGAUCCUCCAUUGCAGCUGCCAGGCAUGUGGAAAGGAGCAGAGCCAAGAGGGGGCGCUCCUCAACGUCUACGUCAACGGCGACGAGAACCUGCCGGCUGAGGGUCCUCACCCCCACCCCUACGGCCACCACCAUCCAGGAGAAGAGGCCUCCAACCACCACCAUGAAGACGAGGCCAAGGACUGACCUCCGGCCUUCCGGGGGGUGAACUGCCCCUUCAGCCCAGGCCUUGACGACUUUCCCCCCGCCUCUCAAAUACCCAUCAUGCUUUGCUCUUGGCAACGUGGUCGUGGGGGAGCAGAGGCCAAGCUGAAGGCGGACCUUUCACCGGGGGCGGCCAAUGGGACAAGCUGGCAACCGGCGAGAGAACUGGGGGAGGGGGUGGUUGGGAGGGCAUCACUGACGAA
Molecule: messenger RNA, 1748 nt
Organism: Podarcis raffonei (Aeolian wall lizard)
Lineage: Eukaryota; Metazoa; Chordata; Lepidosauria; Squamata; Lacertidae
Gene: NBL1
Product: NBL1, DAN family BMP antagonist
Exons: 4
Coding region: 1006-1527 (173 amino acids)
Biological process (GO): animal organ morphogenesis
Molecular function (GO): BMP binding; receptor ligand activity
Source: RefSeq, a predicted model, not a curated record